Myotis daubentonii (Daubenton's bat) is the source of this 2464-nucleotide messenger RNA. RefSeq names its product G protein-coupled receptor 162 (gene GPR162). NCBI's taxonomy places the organism in Eukaryota, Metazoa, Chordata, Mammalia, Chiroptera, Vespertilionidae. Gene Ontology annotation, molecular function: G protein-coupled receptor activity. Gene Ontology annotation, biological process: G protein-coupled receptor signaling pathway. The record is from RefSeq and is a predicted model, not a curated record. Gene Ontology annotation, cellular component: membrane.
GCGGGCGGGCCGCGGGAGCCCGGCGAGCGGUGCCGGGAGUGCGGUCUCCAUGGCAGUGCUGGGCGCAGCCGGAGUUUGUGCAGGAGGCUGAGCCUCGCCCCCACACCCCUUGGGGCAUCCAGAAGAUCCCCGACUGGUCAAGAACCAGAGGAAGAAGAGAUCUGCAAGUCUGGGCAUGGGGGCCAGAGCUCCCCAGCCAACCGCAUAGUUGGCAAAGCAGCCAGCUUGCCUCCCCGGUCAACUACAGGGAGGGUCCCGCUCAGUAUGGAGGUUGAGGACCACCUCUGCUGAGCCCCAGUCUCUUCCCCUGCCCUCCAAGCCUGACCUUAGCUGGGUCAGUUAUGCAAUGCUGAGCAUUAGGGUGGGCCGAGGGGCUGCCUGCCUCACUACAGGGCAAGGACUGUGGGCAUCAUGGCGGUGUGUGUGAGUGGGGCUCCUGGGUGAGACCUCGCCCCCACCCCCAGGAGUUCAAAGGGGGUGGGGGGCUGAGAACAGGAUGGCUCGGGCCGGGGCCGGGGCAGAAGAAGCCUCCCUGCGCUCAAACGCGCUGUCCUGGCUGGCCUGUGGGCUCCUGGCUCUGCUGGCCAACGCCUGGAUAAUCCUCAGCAUCUCUGCCAAGCAGCAGAAGCACAAGCCACUGGAGUUGCUGCUCUGCUUCCUGGCGGGCACACACAUACUCAUGGCGGCCGUGCCCCUCACCACCUUCGCUGUGGUGCAGCUUCGGCGCCAGGCUUCCUCUGACUAUGACUGGAAUGAGAGCAUCUGCAAGGUCUUUGUGUCCACCUACUACACACUGGCCCUGGCCACCUGCUUCACAGUUGCCUCACUCUCCUACCAUCGCAUGUGGAUGGUGCGUUGGCCUGUCAACUACCGCCUCAGCAAUGCCAAGAAGCAGGCGCUGCAUGCUGUCAUGGGCAUCUGGAUGGUCAGCUUCAUCCUCUCCACACUGCCCUCCAUUGGCUGGCACAACAACGGUGAGCGCUACUACGCCCGAGGCUGCCAGUUCAUAGUCUCCAAGAUUGGCCUCGGCUUUGGCGUCUGCUUCAGCCUCUUGCUACUUGGGGGCAUUGUCAUGGGGUUGGUCUGUGUGGCCAUUACCUUCUACCAGACGCUGUGGGCCAGGCCCCGGAGGGCAAGGCAGGCCCGGAGAGCAGGGGUUGUUGGUGGGGCCAAGGGGAGUGGGCCAGGGGGCUUGGGUACACGGCCAGCCUUUGAGGUGCCAGCCAUUGUGGUGGAAGAUGCCCAAGGGAAGCGGCGGUCCUCGCUGGAUGGCUCCGAAUCGGCCAAGACAUCCCUGCAGGUCACCAACUUGGUCAGCGCCAUCGUCUUUCUCUAUGACUCACUCACAGGGGUGCCCAUCCUGGUGGUGAGCUUCUUCUCGCUGAAGUCGGACUCGGCUCCCCCGUGGAUGGUGCUGGCCGUGCUGUGGUGCUCCAUGGCACAGACGCUGCUGCUGCCCUCCUUCAUCUGGUCCUGCGAGCGCUACCGCGCGGACGUGCGCACGGUGUGGGAGCAGUGCGUGGCUAUCAUGUCCGAGGAGGAUGGCGAAGACGAUGGGGGCUGUGAUGACUACGCAGAUGGCCGAGUGUGCAAAGUUCGAUUUGAUGCUAAUGGGGCCACAGGACCAGGGGACCCCACCCAGGUGAAGUUGCUGCCUGGGAGGCACAUGCUCUUUCCCCCUCUUGAGAGGGUCCACUACUUACAGGUCCCUCUGUCCCGCCGUCUGUCCCACGACGAGACCAAUAUCUUCUCUACUCCUCGGGCACCAGGGUCCUUCCUGCACAAGUGGUCAUCCUCUGAUGACAUCCGGAUCCUCCCAGCGCACAGCCAGGCUCUGGGAGGCCCUCCUGCGUACCUGGGACACAGACAAAGGCUAGGGGAUGAGGAGGAGGAGGAGGAGGCUGAAGGUGGAGGGCUAGCCAGCCUUCGACAAUUCCUGGAGGGUGGCAUUCUGGGGUCAGGCGGGGGACACCCACAGGGGCCUGGCUUCUUCCGGGAGGAGAUCACCACCUUCAUUGACGAGACACCUCUGCCUUCUCCAACUGCCUCUCCGCCCUGGCCUAGGCCACUGGGCCUCUCACCCCGCAGACUCUCCCUUGGGUCCCCUGAUAAUAGAGCCAUUGGACUUCCCUUGGGGCUGAGUGCAGGGAGACGCUGCUCCCUGACAGGAGGUGAGGAGAGCGCAAGAGCUUGGGGAGGCUCCUGGGGUCCAGGUAACCCCAUCUUCCCCCAGCUGACCCUGUGAGCCCCAGUGGGCCUGUUGGACUCAGAGGAGGGGGCCUGGGUAGGUAACACCUCCUUCUGGCCCUGAGCCUAAGGCAGCUGUCUCCAGACUCUAGGGAGAUGGGCACUGGAUCUGGGGUCCUGGGUCACCUGCUGUCUCCCAUCCAAGUAACCAGAUGCCCUACUCACCUUCUAUCACCCCUAGUAAAAUGUAUUAAAGUCUGAAGUGUUACCAUGGAAA